AUGGCUGCGCGGCUAGGGCUAGUAGUGCACAAUACGGGAAAUGCAACCACGUUUAGAAGACCGGGAUGCGAGGAAACCACACCAGACAUUACCCUAUCAACAGAACGCAUGGCAGGCUCAAUAAAGAACUGGAAGGUCCUGGAGGAUUACACUGGCAGCGAUCAUCACUACAUCUCAUUUAUGAUCGACACGGGAACAAGCACUAACCAGCAGAGGAAAACAACUGGAACACGAAAGUGGAACAUUGCGAAGCUAGAUACUUCGAAAUUAAUCUCCGCAAUAGACGACCAAAACCCAUCUAGCAACUCCCCCAUAAUCGCAGGAAAAACUGUCGAGCACACAAUGCUUAAUAUAACAAGAGCCUGUCAAAAAGCAAUGCCCAAGGCCUCCCACAGCAAACAUAAAGCAGCAGUUUACUGGUGGACUGAAAAUAUAGCCCAACUCAGACGGACAUGCCUCCGCCUUCGCAGAUCCUACACGAGAUCCAGGCGUAGAGGAGCCGCAACUCAAGAAGCCGAUCAAUACAAAUUAGCAAAGAAGGAGCUAAAGCAUGCCAUCGACGACAGCAAAAAGAAAAAAUGGGAGGAACUACGCGAGGAUAUAAAUAGAAACCCCUGGGGACUCGGGUAUAAAAUAGUGAUGAAGAAACUCGGCGCUCGAGCAAAGCCACCUGAUCUAACCGCUGCCAAAAUGGAUAACAUUGUGAACGCACUAUUCCCCACACACGAAACAAGGGCUAGGGACCCAGAACACAUCCUAAGACCGACGCAAAUCCCCCGGUUUACCCUUGAGGAGCUGCAACUAGCCACUGCAAAGCUCAAGGCCAACAAAUCCCCGGACCGGACGGGAUCCCAUCAGAAAUUCUCAAAAUAA
Molecule: messenger RNA, 873 nt
Organism: Bactrocera tryoni
Lineage: Eukaryota; Metazoa; Arthropoda; Insecta; Diptera; Tephritidae
Exons: 1
Coding region: 1-873 (290 amino acids)
Source: RefSeq, a predicted model, not a curated record